Messenger RNA from Klebsormidium nitens, 1539 nucleotides. NCBI's taxonomy places the organism in Eukaryota, Viridiplantae, Streptophyta, Klebsormidiophyceae, Klebsormidiales, Klebsormidiaceae. The record is from the annotation of a GenBank genome assembly.
ACAAGAUUACCAGCGGAAUAUAUCGUUCUACUACAAGCUGAUGCCAGCGCAAUAAAAUUCAUGAUUCAUGCACUCCACAAUCAAAAUGAGAGCUCUCGAGAAAGCACUGCACUCAUCUCACUUGAACUUUCAUAAAUCUUGAUGCAAAGGCUGCUAAGACGGCUUCUUUGCUCCUUUUAACAACGCUGCCGUCCGAGGACUUUGCUGCAAACGAGCUGCUCAAUUGCUGAUGGUGCGUUACUGGCCGCCUGGUGGUGCGACAUGUAAAAGGAGGGGUGUGGGUUUUGCUAAGAUCAGGAAGGGCUUAGUUGCUGCUUUUGGGUUCAGAGUCUGGUGGAAGCUGCCAUGCUCAAUUGCGGAGAAACACCGUUGACAUCCUUUCCGCAGACACACAAUGCUGUGCGCCUAACGUCUUGAUUGGCACUGAUGGGGCUUUGGCCGCCAAUUGAGCAAGACUCCUCCAACCUAGGAAAUGAACGUCCAGCCCAGUAGUCAACGUCACUUGUUGUCGAUGUGAUCGCUUGGGGUAGGUGAACCUUCUCCUGCAGACUUGGUUGAGACAGCUCCCCCAAAUUGCCUCCCAGUUCAUAGUGAUCGCCCCACACCAGCUGUGUUUGGGGCAGCCUUGACAAACGUGGGGGAAUUCGCAUGGUGUUGCAAUGGCAGACCCAACCAAGGGUGUCUUUUACUCUCGGAGCUACCAUCCAAUCCAAGCGGGGUCGAUUGACGGCACUGAUACGGAGCCCCAUGACAGAGCCAUCUCACGCGCCCUUGUCGUGAAAGACCUGAAGCUAUACCACCCCGAGAAAGACGUGGCAGCUAACAAAGACCCCUUCUGCGUGAUCUUUGUGGGCCGACUCGCAGAGAAGACGACUGAAACCACACUACAUGAGGUCGCCAGCCGAUAUGGGCGAGUGCGAAAGCUUCGAAUCGUCCGACACAUUGUCACCGGCGCUUCGAGGAGGUACGCCUUCGUGGAGUACGAGAGCGAAGAAGGGAUGCGGCGCGCGUAUCGGCGCAUGCAUCGAGAGGUGGUUGACGGGUCGCAGAUCUUAGUAGACUACACCCGCCAGCAGCUCAUGCCCGGUUGGAUCCCCCGACGACUCGGCGGGGGCCUUAGCGGGUUCAAGGAGUCCGGGCAGCUGCGAUUUGGCGGCCGCGACAAGCCGUUCCGCGCGCCACUGCGGCCUAUCCCGAAGAAGCAGCUGAGCGAGCUUGGGAUCGACCCGCCCCCCGAAGGACGGUACCUUUACCGCUCACAGACCCCACCCCUACCGCACCGGACAGAGCGGCCGUCACUGCCGCAGGAGUAGUCCCUUCCAUUUGCUACGGCCUAGAUUGGCUGAAGACAUCCACGGCCCUUUCCGGUGCACGAGCUUAUGUUAUGGUGAAUUUAGGCGCAAGAUUUGAGCACAGUCAUUGAAAAUCCGUGUAAAGCCUGGGCAGGUUUUGCCGGGGCCGAUGAUCUGGCUUUGACCUUGCAUAAAUGUCGCGAGUUGCCUAAUGUUACUUCCCGGCUGCCACAUAUAUCAUGAGCGG